Messenger RNA from Cynocephalus volans (Philippine flying lemur), 582 nucleotides. It is a transcript of the gene SNRPD1, whose product is annotated as small nuclear ribonucleoprotein D1 polypeptide. The transcript has 4 exons. Gene Ontology annotation, cellular component: pICln-Sm protein complex; catalytic step 2 spliceosome; U1 snRNP. Gene Ontology annotation, molecular function: RNA binding. Gene Ontology annotation, biological process: spliceosomal snRNP assembly; RNA processing. Bases 122 to 481 code for a protein of 119 amino acids. NCBI's taxonomy places the organism in Eukaryota, Metazoa, Chordata, Mammalia, Dermoptera, Cynocephalidae. The record is from RefSeq and is a predicted model, not a curated record.
CGCCCUUUACGUCCGGAACUCGGGGACUAGGCGUUUCCGGCCAUUCAUACUCUCGGUUGGUAGGUUCUCAUUGUUAGGAUUUUGUGCGCUAUCGGACCGAAAGGCUGACGGCGCCGCUAGGAUGAAGCUCGUGAGAUUUCUGAUGAAAUUGAGUCAUGAAACUGUAACCAUUGAAUUGAAGAAUGGAACACAGGUCCAUGGAACAAUCACAGGUGUAGAUGUUAGCAUGAAUACACAUCUUAAAGCUGUGAAAAUGACCCUGAAGAACAGAGAACCUGUACAGCUGGAAACACUGAGUAUUCGAGGAAAUAACAUUCGAUAUUUUAUUCUACCAGACAGCUUACCUCUGGAUACACUACUUGUGGAUGUUGAACCUAAGGUGAAAUCCAAGAAAAGGGAAGCCGUUGCAGGAAGAGGCCGAGGCCGAGGUAGAGGAAGAGGACGUGGCCGUGGCCGAGGAAGAGGGGGUCCUAGGCGAUAAUGUCUCUCAAGAUUACUGUUUCAGAGUGAUAAUUGAUGUGGGGUAAUUUUUGUACAGGUUUUGUUUGUUUAUGUCAGUUUUUAAUAAACAUAAAUGUGGAA